GUGACCAGGCCAUGCCCCCAAAUGUCCCCAAAUGACUUGAUUUGACCUGGACACCCCCCCAAACGUCCCCAAAUAAACAGGAAGUGACCUGAUAUUGUCCCCGAAAUGUCCCCAAGCCAACUUGGGCGGGGCUAAGAUCUGUAUCUCCAAACAGCAAAGACCCAAAGUAAUUUCUCCAGAAAUUGCAGUUUCAUGCCCUGCUGGAUGCUUUAAUCAUGAUUAAUGUAACAACUUCAAGCUUUUCCAAAUGAAAUAAACAUUCUUAGAACACAUUCAAUUGAAGUUACAGAACAAGUGACGAAAUAAUGUCCCAUUUAAAUAAAUUAAAUGGAAAUGAGCCAAAAUGUCCAUAAUGAAAUCAAAGGAAUAACAUCCCAAAGAGCCACUAGAGGGCGCCCGAAACAUUACAAAUACACAGUCAUCAGACAUGCCAAUGCAAUGACAAUUGUCCAGAUGCACUUUCCUGGGCUCUUAACACAGAUUUUUAGUCAUAAUCAGGCCAUUUAUGCCAAGGGGCCCAUAUUUUUGGCCCACUAUUUCAUCACAGUGUACUGUGAAACCCUUUACAUGCAAUCCAACCCAUGCGUUCAUAUUUUGUAUAUCAAUCAGAUUUUGUUGCACUGCAUUCUUCAAACUUCUCACCCCAAAUAAUUGGCAGUCGUUACAGUAGAUAGCGCCAAACCUUUUUCUAAAAGAGGAAAAGAACAAAAUUAAAGAAGAACUAUUAUUUUUUAAGCUUGUAAUCAAGUAUCAAAACUGACAAAAGUCAAAUAAAGCAAACUGUAGAAAAACAAAAUAGAAUAUAAAUUAAACAAUUGCCAGAUUGGGGGCCCCCUAGUGGUCAGGGGCCCGAAGCAGCUGCAUAGUCUGCGUAUAGGCUGGGCCGGCCCUGGUCAUAAUGAUGUGUUUUGUUUACCGCAUUUCCUUCUUCUCGUGAGUCUUCACAAAUAUAACAAAAUUGCAGGGGGUUUUCGGGCUCUGGCCUGCAAAUCAAGUUAAUUGAUCGGCUCGAGCCGGGUGGGGCUGGAUUUUUUUUUAGGCCCGAUCUAACCUUUACUCUGAAGAUGUUCAAAGGACAAUCAUACAGUCAAUUGGACUGAACAUACAAUCAUCCUACUUGAUGUGGUGAUGCACGAUAAAUUAUUUCUUACUAUGAACGUACCAAAUCUUAUUUUAUUGUCCUGACGGUAAUCUUUAUUUCUUUUCAUGGACAUAAGUAAACUGGCAUAUUGACACAUUCACAAAUCACAUAAUCUGUAAUUCGCUGCCAACGGACCAGUCGCGCUUUACUCGCGGAAGCUGUGUUGGUUUUCGCGGUGAGGGUGGAUUUUAAUUCCUCAUAACUGCAUGAUUAUGGCGCAUUCCUCUUCCAUGAAGUAAGGUGCCUGUUCCAUCGUCACAAGUAGUGUUUGACUCUGGUCUCCCGCCCCUUUUUCUGUAAACGCGCAGUCACUCUGACUGGGUGGACACAGGUUCGACUAAUCAACCUCAUAAUCGGCGUCAUAGCACCGAUUGACCACAAACUAUAUAACCAGGUUUUGUCAACUCUGGUUAUCCGCUGGUAAACUGGAUUACUGUCCGUUCGUAGUAUAGGCCACUGGUUGCUUCAAUUUAUUUUGUUUCUGUCGAUGUCCCUUUAAAGUGCAUGUGACACGAAAAAGCAUGUUUAUUUCAUAAUACACGCGGUAUUUUAUGCUCCUAUAUGCUGCUAUAGCGAUCGCUAUAUUUAUUUAGUUUUUUUAAUCCCGCGCCAUGAAAAUGAGUGACUUCCGGCAACAGUCUCGAGUUGAGAAAGAGGGCGCUGUGACGUGUACGGGAGAAGGAGUCCUCUUCACUAUACAGUAGUUCUGUUGUGUAUGAGGACUAUGGAUUCAGCUGAUUUUGCGUAUUAAUACGUUUAUUUUUCGCAUCACGGUCGCCAAACGGCUGCAGAAAAAUCUUGUUGUAUAAGGGAGAGGCGUGUGCGCCUUUAUGGAGUUUCAAAAGGUUCUCAUUCACCCUGGAUGUUGGCCAAAACAAGCCCUACUACUGUGGGAUCAUAGGACUUACAAGGAAGUGAGUAAACAUCUUGUUUUGUAUUAUGUCAAAUACGAAUACAGCGAUUACAAAAUAAACACAACAAACUUUCUUUAGAUAAAGGACUACUUACGUUUGAUCAUUCAUAGGCAUGUAAAAAGCUCUCCUCAUGCACAUUAGCUGCACAACAACUGCAGCUGCCCUCCUACGGGGAACGAGCUGUAAAUUUCUCUCCGCCGGGCGGUUUGCCGAUCCGCAAAGACAAUCGACAACCCAGUCGUCAUGUCAAAUAAUCCGGGCUAGUUAUGUGUGAUUUUCCGCUUUGAAAACUUUGAAACAUCAGUCGGUUCGGGUUAGCAUGUCGGCUAGCUGUCACGCCUCUUGGUUUGUUUACAUUCUCCGAAGCCGGGGAAGGGAAAUGACAUAUGUCCGAUUUAGGUGUCAUAAAAUAUCGUUCGGGAGGUGCGACAGUAAAGGUGAAGUCGACAGUUUUGACCAUUAUGGAGUAAUUUUGCCAUGUCGUCCUGAAUAAGUGCAUUUUUAUGAUUUCAUAUUCCGUUUAGCACAAGACUGUUAUUUGUCGUGACCAUGCCAUUUAUUUAGCAAUUGAGGAAAAUACUUGGACAUAAAGAGUAUCCUGUAAAAAUAUUGGAGUAGAGAGACUGAAACAAUUACAUUUUGCGGCUCUUCGUUGUGUUUAUCUCGUUCUGAAUAAUUCCCCCUUAAUGGGCUGAAUACGCUAGAGCACAAUAUUGGUAGGCGUGGCUAACCGGCAGAUUAAAAGACUAAUUUCUCGUCUUCUGCGCUUUGCUAAAUUGUUGUAUAUAGUCAAAUCGUCUCAAAAUGAUUCUAAUUCACAUAAUAAUGCUAUUUAAGACUUUAUUUCUCCUGUCGUAUGCUCUUUAAGGGCUCAGCGUGACAUAAGUGUAACAUAAAUAAAGACUUACAAAGAACUCAAAACUGUUUGCUAUUUGUCAAUCCCAUGUCCCUUAGUAUGAAUUCAAAUGCAAAUUAAUUAAUUAGUGUAGAUGAGACAAAAAGACGGCAGGGUGAGGACAACCAGUCAGUUCGCAUUGUGAUGUUCCACAUUUUUGCUUGAUGUUGUUGACGAGAAGACUCGUACCUGUUUCAAGAGUGCAAACUCGCGUACCAAUCGGAUAAUUGUCGCGGUUUUAUUCUGAAAGUCACACAGAGGAUGUCACAUCCUCCGCAUGUCGACUUGACACAGGUGUAUUUAGCAGCUGAAUGUAAUUAGAACUGACAACAAAAAGUAGCAGGGAAGAAGACAACGUGAGCGCCGUCAUGUACGCGAAAAAAACAAAGCUCAAAGGCUUUGGAAAACACAAAAAAAAGAACAAAGUUUGGGAAGGCACUGCGGUUGCGGAGGGCAUGGCAGGCAACCAGGAUUUCUCUGAGGCGGCGAAGGCCGAGUGGCUAGCGGCUAAGGAGGAUGAACUCAGGGCGGCGGGCGACAGGGAUACAGACAUGAUGGUGUGGUGGAGCAAAGUGGAACAGUGGGACGAGAAUACAUCAAAAAAAGAAUCCAAACACCAUGACAAGUCAGAGUCUUUCAGCACUUUGGUGAACAACGUGGACUGCGGCCUGCGCGUCUACAACCAGAUCUUUACUGCGCGCGCCGAGGCCUUAAGGCAGCACGUGGUGAAGCUCCACCAGCUCGCCCAACACCUCAAAAUCUUCCACAAGAAGGCCAAAAACGUCAACUCCUCGGGCGGCACCACGGCGGCCGUCGGUGGAGCGGCGGUCAUCGCUGGUAUUUUAUUUGCGCCAUGCACUUUAGGGCUGUCUCUCCUCGGCACGGUCGUGGGCCUGGGCGUGGCCGCCGCCGGGGGGAUCACUUCAGCUUCCGCCAGCAUCUCUGAUAACGUCAACAACAUCCAAGAGCGCAAGAAGGCGGAAGCGGUUCUCCAGCAGUACGAGAUAGACUCCCGGGAGUUGGCCAAGAUCCUUCACUUCAUCCAUCACGAUCUCGAGAAACUACGCGGGCAUCCUUUCCUCAAAUCCGGCAAGCAGCCCUAUUCCGAGUCCCAGGAAGUUGGCAAAGCCGUAAAGAUGAUCAGCUUGGCGUACUCGCUCGUCACGAGAGCCAUGAAAAUUAUGGACGGCAACUUGGACCGUGUCCACAAACUUCAGGUUGGCACGGCCAAAUACUUCAAGGGCACCCGGAAUAAGAAAGCCUCCAAGACAAAAUUGGUGGUUCAUAUUUCUGGGGCCGCAAAUACGCUCAGCAAUGUAUUACAGGAGCUUAACGACAUCUGGAAAGAGCUCCAGGUUGCCAUUGGCCAAUUUUAAAGACUAUUGGGGUUUAAUGGUCAUCCUGUCCACGGUGAUAAACGUGCAAUCUGUCUGAACUGGGAGGGUGGAAGCGAAUGGCAAUGUGAAUUAAAGCACAUUGAACAAUGAUGCUAUGAUUUCAUGAUCACUUUUUAAAUCAAAUAUGUCUCUAGAUACGUAGUGUAAUGUAUAAAUUGGCAGUUUGUGUAUGAAUGGUUCAUAAAACUUAAGACAAUAAAAAUGGUUUGUAAUGUAUUGGUCCUAUUUUU
Messenger RNA from Corythoichthys intestinalis (scribbled pipefish), 4577 nucleotides. RefSeq lists its product as uncharacterized. Bases 3319 to 4326 code for a protein of 335 amino acids. Gene Ontology annotation, biological process: lipid transport; lipoprotein metabolic process. The transcript has 8 exons. The record is from RefSeq and is a predicted model, not a curated record. Gene Ontology annotation, cellular component: membrane; extracellular region. Gene Ontology annotation, molecular function: lipid binding. NCBI's taxonomy places the organism in Eukaryota, Metazoa, Chordata, Actinopteri, Syngnathiformes, Syngnathidae.